AUGAGCAACUUCCGUUCGAAGUUUCAAUUUGUUUCGCGUGAGCUUCUGAACUGGUUUCCUGGCCACAUGGGUAAAGGUAUGAAGCAGAUGCAACAAAAGCUCAAGCAGAUUGACUGCGUCAUCGAGGUCCAUGAUGCGCGAAUUCCGCUCACCGGUCGUAAUACGGAAUUUAAACACACGAUUAGUGGCAUCAAGCCCCAUAUAUUGGUGCUUAAUAAGAGAGAUCUUAUUGAAAAGCAGCUUGAAAGUAAAAUUAUUGAUCGCCUGAAGCAAGAAAGCCGCGAUCCUUCGCACGUUUUGUUCACAAAUUGCAAGAGCCAGAGUUGUAGGGGUCUUCGAAAAUUAAUGCCAAUGGCACAGGAUCUAAUCAAUAGUUCAGAGCGGUAUAAUCGUUCCAGCCAGCGUGAAUUUUGCAUAAUGAUUAUUGGGGUGCCAAAUGUUGGAAAAUCGUCGCUAAUAAACGUACUCCGAAAUCGGCAUCUGAAUAAGAAGGGUGCCAGUCAGGUUGGAGCUGUAGCGGGAGUUACAAGAAGCGUGCUGAACCGUAUCAAAAUAUGCGAAGAGCCACCCAUUUAUCUGCUGGAUACGCCUGGUAUCCUGGAACCAAAUAUCGCCGAUACUGAAACAGGGUUACGUCUGGCUCUGGUCUCGUGUCUACAGGAUCAUCUUGUCGGCGAGGAACUGAUUGCUGAUUAUCUUUUGUUCCUACUAAACAAGCAGCAAAAUUUUCGCUAUGUGGAGGUAAUGGGUUUGCAGGAGCCGACAGAUUCGAUUGACAGUGUGCUGAUUUCAAAUGCUAUGCAUUUAAACAAAAUGAUCCGUACCAAACAGCUGGACGGUACAAGUGUGCUUCGUCCGGAUAUAAAUUUGGCCGCAAAGUUUAUGCUUAAAUCGUUCCGUUCAGGAGCAUUUGGAAAGAUUUUGUUAGACGAAGAUAAAAUUAGGUACUAUAGCAGUAGCAUUAAAUUAAAUCAAAAUUGA
This is a messenger RNA of Anopheles marshallii, 981 nucleotides long. RefSeq names its product mitochondrial GTPase 1. Gene Ontology annotation, molecular function: GTP binding; GTPase activity. The record is from RefSeq and is a predicted model, not a curated record. The transcript is spliced from 2 exons. Bases 1 to 981 code for a protein of 326 amino acids. NCBI's taxonomy places the organism in Eukaryota, Metazoa, Arthropoda, Insecta, Diptera, Culicidae. Gene Ontology annotation, cellular component: mitochondrion.